CUCCGAGUUGAGGGACAUCUUCUGUGUGAUGACUGAACUGUGACGGUCAGAGGAGGUUCGGAUGUUGAGUGCGCAGCAGUGUGCUCUGCUGCUCAGCUGACCCAUAGGAAGAGCUGUAAAUGUAGGGAGAGAGAGAGAGGUAGAGAAAGAGAUAGAGGGGGGAAAGAGAGUUACAGUUUGUGUUUCUGAGAACUUCGCCCGUCCCGCUUCGUUCCGGUCCCGACGCACAGACUUGUUGCCGCAGCAGCAGCGGUCUGAGGGGGUUUUCAGGUGACAGCUCCAGGACUUCAAAUCAAGCUGCAAGGAUGAUGUCCUACAUAAAGCAACCCCAUUACACCAUGAACGGGUUAAAUUUGCCCGGCCCAGGGAUGGAUGUGCUGCACACAACCGUCGCUUAUCCAUGUAAGUUUUUCUAAACUUUUAAUAUGUUUUUUUUAGUCUUUUCCUUCUCCUGGUUCUGUGGAAGAGACAACGUUCGAGCCAAAAUGGCACGUAAAACGCGAUGGCUGUGCGUAACGCUGUAACGCACCAAGGCAAAUGAAAGAGGAUAAACACUGCUUCAUAAGAGCCAAAGUCCUGUUCAGAUGAUUGAACGACAAUGAUAACGUGUUAAAAAUAAUAAUAACAAUAAUAAUAAUAAUUACCACUCCUUUUUCAUCUAAGGAGAAACCGGGUAUUCUCAUAUAUAUAUAUAACUUAAGCUAUGGGAAACAUUAUUAAGUAAGAAGUCACUGUAAUAAUUUGUACUUGAACUUACUGUCUGAACUUUAAUGUUUUGGUUCCUGCUUUACAAUAACACCACACUUUGAGUCAUUUCAAGGACUGAGGCGCACAUCAUCUGUGGUGUGUUCAGUGUCUCUCAGGAAACGAAACAAUUCUUUUUAACACUUCUUACAUUUUCUACCAGAAAACUCCAAACUCUGAGAUAUCUCACUCUUCUGUACAUCUGCAUCUUUACUUUGUCUUUAAGUAUUGAACACAGACACUGGCCCAUAGAACACAGUCCGAUAUGUCCUUAAACUUUAUUGAAAUAUGAAAGCUACAGCUUUAAAGAAGCAGUGACUGUAACCUUAGUUGAAUGAAAAGAAAUAAACUUGGGCUUCACAAUGGUUUUAACACAGCCCCUUUGUAUUUGUAUGAACUGUUCUAGUCAUAUAAUUCAGAGAGACAAAGAUGUGUCUGUUACAGCAGAGGGAAGGCCCUACUCUUAAAGUAACAAAAAAGGUCAUUACUCAAACACCGUAGCCAGAUUGUAACAAUAAUAAUGAUGAUAAUAAUAAUGAUAAUAAAAAUAAAUCUCGAAGUGUCUGUUGUAUUUGCAGCCACUCCCAGGAAGCAGCGCAGAGAGCGCACCACCUUCACCCGCACACAGCUGGACAUCCUGGAGGCACUGUUCUCCAAGACCCGCUACCCUGACAUCUUCAUGAGGGAGGAGGUGGCCCUGAAGAUCAACCUGCCUGAGUCACGUGUUCAGGUGAGGAGGAAGUAGGCUAGCACUAAUAUAGAGGCCGAUCUGUUCAGUGUUUGUGGGUUAGCAGUCACAUUGCACAUCCUAUUAAGUUUGAAGCCCUUUCUACCAAGUUACCUCCUGUCAACGAGAAACUUAAGAUAUUUUCAGAGGUUACUCUUUUCCUCUCCAUCAGUUUAUUCAGUGUAAUGACAUUUUUAGCCUAAAGGUUUAACACAGAUUUAUGAGACAAGGACAAAAAUAAUCAAACAUUCAAAUACAGAAGAAAGAUAAUUUAAACGUUUGUUUUACCUCCAACUAUUUAGAAACACAAAAACACUGUUUAAUUUCCUCCCAUCUGCAGGUUUGGUUUAAGAACCGCCGGGCAAAGUGUCGCCAGCAGCAGCAGCAGAGCAGUGGUCAGUCUAAGCCCCGCCCACCAAAAAAGAAGGCCUCUCCAGUUCAGGAGCCCAGCGCCCCUGACCCUCUCCCGAACCCGACUGGAUCUUACAGCCCCGCCUCGGCUCAGUCUGGCCCGAGCCUGGCCCCCAGCUCCAGCACAGGAAACACGGCCGUGUCAAUCUGGAGCCCCGCCAUCUCGCCACUGCCUGACCCCCUGGCCUCCUCCUCGGCCCCCUGCAUGCAGCGGCCGUCCCCUUACCCCAUGAGCUACAGCCAGCCAUCGGCCUACACCCAGGGCUACGCCAGCACCACCUCCUACUUCACCGGCCUGGACUGUAGCGCCUACCUGUCCCCCAUGCACUCACAGCUGUCAGGCACCGUGGGGGCGCUCAGCCCCAUCACUGUUCCCUCCAUGGGGGGCUCCCUGAGCCAGUCCCCCGCCUCAUUGUCCUCUCAGGGCUACAGCACAGCAUCCUCCUUGGGCUUCACCUCGGUGGACUGCCUCGACUACAAGGACCAGCAGGCCUGGAAACUUGGCUUCACCACAAUGGACUGCCUGGACCACAAGGACCAGAACUCCUGGAAGUUCCAGGUCCUUUAAAACCAAGUAUGGAGGGAUAUCAGCCACAGAGGACUCUUUUCAGUCUGUUUGUUUGUUUGUAAGGAUUCUGUUUGUUUUCUGAAGGCCACCUCUGUAGAGAUGAAUGACCCCGGGCUGACCUUCACACUGCCUGACUGAAAACCAGAUCUCUAAACUUCUUCAUGCUGUGUUGAAAAAGAGAACAAAAGCCUUUAAAAAGUUUGUAGAAGACACUGAAACAUUCUGAGCCACCUUUUUGUCCAAGAGACUGUCGAGCACAGACACAAACACUUGUUUUAAACUUGUUAGAGAGUGAGGGAUAGCUGCUCUCACAGGAAAGAGCUCUGAUACUAUUAUUAUUAUAAUUGUUAUUAUUUCGUUCUAUAUUUGAAUUUUUGGUUUUGUUUAGACCAGCAUUGUUGUAUUAUCUAUGCCAUGUAUUUUAGUGUUAGUGUGUGGUGUUAUAACCCCCACCUGUUUGAUGAAAGUCAGAUCUUUGUUUUAGUCGUGUGAACAAUUAAAG
Xyrichtys novacula (pearly razorfish) is the source of this 2952-nucleotide messenger RNA. The record is from the annotation of a GenBank genome assembly. NCBI's taxonomy places the organism in Eukaryota, Metazoa, Chordata, Actinopteri, Labriformes, Labridae.